CUGAAAACAAUGUCUGGAUUUCUGGAAGACCUGAGAUGCUCAGAAUGCAUUGAUUGGGGGGAAAAGCGCAAUACGAUUGCUUCCAUUGCUGCUGGUGUUCUAUUUUUUACAGGCUGGUGGAUUAUCAUCGAUGCAGCUGUUAUUUAUCCCACAAUGAAGGAGUUCAACCACUCAUACCAUGCCUGUGGUGUUAUUGCCACCAUCGCCUUCCUAAUGAUCAAUGCAGUAUCCAAUGGACAAGUCCGAGGUGAUAGUUACAGUGAAGGUUGUCUGGGUCAAACAGGGGCUCGCAUUUGGCUGUUUAUUGGUUUCAUGUUGGCCUUUGGAUCGCUGAUUGCAUCUAUGUGGAUUCUUUUUGGAGGUUAUGUUGUUAAAGAGAAACCCGUAGUAUACCCUGGAAUUGCUGUGUUUUUCCAGAAUGCCUUCAUCUUUUUUGGAGGCCUGGUGUUUAAGUUUGGCCGCACUGAAGACCUAUGGCAGUGAGAACAUUUACAUUUCCUACAACACAGCAAACCUUGCAUGGGUUUUUCUACAGCUCACUCGUAAUGUUUUGUAAUGCCAUUUUCUAAACUUAUUUCUGAAUGUAAUCUGGCCUUACAGUUGUGUAGUACUAAAAUCAUGAGCACUUCCAGUGUAAACAAAGUAACCUAUUGUGGUGUGCACUUGAUUAAUUUAUAACAUGUUA
Molecule: messenger RNA, 685 nt
Organism: Chrysochloris asiatica (Cape golden mole)
Lineage: Eukaryota; Metazoa; Chordata; Mammalia; Afrosoricida; Chrysochloridae
Gene: TMEM50A
Product: transmembrane protein 50A
Exons: 6
Coding region: 10-483 (157 amino acids)
Biological process (GO): late endosome to vacuole transport via multivesicular body sorting pathway; protein targeting to vacuole
Source: RefSeq, a predicted model, not a curated record